This is a messenger RNA of Pipistrellus kuhlii (Kuhl's pipistrelle), 1695 nucleotides long. RefSeq names its product F-box/WD repeat-containing protein 12. The transcript is spliced from 8 exons. Lineage: Eukaryota; Metazoa; Chordata; Mammalia; Chiroptera; Vespertilionidae. The record is from RefSeq and is a predicted model, not a curated record. Bases 237 to 1637 code for a protein of 466 amino acids. Gene Ontology annotation, molecular function: protein binding.
GAACAAGUCAAGCAAAAAGGUGACUUUGUGGCAGGCAAACAGCUGGGAAAGCCGCGGCCGCUAAAGAACAAACGGGAACGUUGGACUUCCUUGAAGCAGGAGCGGCUGCUCAUCAGAAGGUGGGAGUGGAGGCCGCUGCAGGCCGGCGCACCUGCAGCCGGUUGUCUCCGACGCCGUUAAAUGCGGCGCAGCCUGCGGAGGAGACAGGAGCCUGGCCGCGGGCUCAGCCAGAGGAGAUGGAGAUGCAGUUGCCUGAGGUGCCCAUGGUGCACAUCUUCUCCUUCCUGGACGCCGCCAGCUUGCUGCGGGCGGGCCAGGUGAGCAAGGUGAGUGCUCCCGUCUCCCCCCUCCCCGCCCCCUCCGCGGCUCUGUCUGAAGUGACCACACUGAGACCCCUCCCCUUGCUCCCUUGGCUCCCCCAGCAUCACACAAACGGCCUUCCUUCGUUCCUCAACUUGACCUUGUUCAGAAAGCUGUGCCAGAGGAGGUGGAGAAUCUCCUGGGGGGGCCUGCAGGUGCCCUCGUGGAAGCAGCUCUUCCUCACCCACAGCAGGCGCGAGCGCUGCAUGAUGCGGGCCCGGCGGCAGGACUUUGCCUACAAGGAGUCCACGGACAGCCUCGGACUCUUGAAGCCUGUGGCGUAUUUCUCAGGAAGUGACCCCUCCAUGGGUGAUCAGAAGCCAAUCGUUUGCGCGGUGUCUUCCAAGUGCAUGCUCUGCGCCUGGGACGUGCAGGAGGGCCUCAUGAUCUGGUGCAGCCCCGCCCAGCCAUCCGGCAUCAAGUGCCUGGCCACCCUGCCGGAGAGGUCGCUUGCGUUCACGGGGGAUGCACUGGGAACCAUCAAAGUGUGGAACUGUCAGGAUGAGGACCCUCUGGCGACGCUCACCUUGCCCUCAAGCUGCACUUCCAUGGAGGUCUUCCUCACGGAUGAUGACAGCCCGGUCCUAAUGAUCGGUGACUCUGAAGGGGACAUCCACACACUGACGGUGCCCGAGUUACAGAGUGUUUCUUGCGUGAAUGCGUUUGAGUGCCCUGUGUUCUGUCUGUACUGCUCUCCCAACAAGAAGUGGAUCUUUGCCUCUGGGACCCACGAGUUCAUAUUGCCAAAGGUGUUUUUCACGGACAGCUUACUGAGACCACCCUUCGGCACGAACGCUCUGUUCGUCACUUUCCUGAUGACAUUUUGCACCCAAGUCUCCUGGGCCCUGAAGCGCGCAAACAGGCUGACAGUCAUGUUACGAAAAGAAUUUUUCGGAAGGGUAGAAUUCUCCACCCUUGAUAUGACUGCUGAGAGCCCUGGGGGCAGCACCACCGUCAGCGGCCGUGAGAUUGCAAGCUUCAUCCUGGAAGAUAAUAUAGAUGCUCCGCAAUGCAUGGGAGCCUGUGAUGGAACCACAGUUGUCUUUGAUAGCGGGCCAUACCUGCUUCUUGUCACCAUCGAUGGCUACCUGCUGCAAAAAUUUCACCACCACCAGAAUGUCAUCUGCUCUUUAUGGAUGGACCCUGUCCACGUCCUCACCACAUCCAUGGAUAACUACCUGCACCUGUACAUGUGGGAAGAGGGAGCCUUUCACCCGCGCCUUCAGAGCUGCUGUCACCUGGAGCAGAGAAAGGAUGACAUGAGGCUGAACUGGUAAGCCCUGCUUUGUAACUUAAACUCUCCCUGACAAUUUUCAAUGUCUACAUUAAACAGAU